Molecule: messenger RNA, 1959 nt
Organism: Salvelinus namaycush (lake trout)
Lineage: Eukaryota; Metazoa; Chordata; Actinopteri; Salmoniformes; Salmonidae
Product: eukaryotic translation initiation factor 4E type 3
Exons: 7
Coding region: 122-796 (224 amino acids)
Biological process (GO): translational initiation
Cellular component (GO): eukaryotic translation initiation factor 4F complex
Molecular function (GO): translation initiation factor activity; RNA 7-methylguanosine cap binding
Source: RefSeq, a predicted model, not a curated record
UUCACUGUCUACAGCUCUGUGUGGAUAUUUGCUCUGUCGGGGUGAACACGAAAGAGGCAAUUCGGUUCAAGGAGCUACACCGAGCCUUUUCACAAAAAUACUUUGAUUUUGUACACAGAAAAUGGCGGUUCCUGCAGGUGCGAAUGUACAGAUGAACACAGAAACAAAGAACGACCUUGCAAAUCCAUCUGAAAAUGACAUUCACUUUGACGAGAAAGAAUUGGAAAACAUCACAAAUCACGUCGAAGAUGGCACAACACUGCCCCUGCACUCUCCGUGGACAUUUUGGCUUGACCGGUCAUUGCCAGGGACAACAGCAGCAGAGUGCGAAUCUAAUCUGAAAAAGAUCUACACAGUACAAACUGUUCAGAGUUUCUGGAGUGUAUACAACAACAUCCCUCCUGUGACUACCCUGCCUCUAAGAUGUAGUUAUCACUUAAUGCAUGGAGAGAGGAGGCCCCUAUGGGAAGAAGAAAGUAAUGCUAAAGGUGGAGUCUGGAAGAUGAAAGUACCAAAAGAAAGCACUUCUGCCGUUUGGAAGGAGUUGUUACUUGCCACGAUUGGAGAGCAGUUUGCAGAUUAUUGUGCUUCAGAAGAUGAAGUGGUUGGUGUAAGCGUUAGUAUUCGAGAUCGAGACGAUGUUGUUCAAGUCUGGAAUGGAAAUGCAUCUCUUGCUAGUGAAGCGAAUAUCUUAGGGAAAGUCUAUGAACUCCUCCCGCACAUAACUUUUAAAGCAGUAUUUUAUAAAUCUCACAGGGAACAUCAUGCCUUUGAAGGAGGGCGUUCACGACAUUAGCCUCUGCACUUUUUGAUAAAGCUCUAUUCUCGCCUGGAUUUAACCUUCUCUCCUCAACUUAAUCCAAAAUAUAAUUUUGCAUACUGUACAUCGAACCGAGGAAAACGUCAUAGAAUGUUAUUGAUAUAUAUUUUUAUAGAUUCAAAUGGCUGAGUUUCAGUCUGAUGCCUUUUAUUGUUUUUUUGUUGUUCUUGAAACACAAUUCUAAAGAGAUUCUAUCUUUAAAGUACCGGUAGGUCUUUUUUAAUUUAGUGGGUCAUUUAAAAAAAAAGAAAAUGUCCUUAGUCUUCAUUCAUGUCAUUUCUGUAUAUGUGGUGUUUCUUCUUUAGAAUGAUAAUGCACUCUAUUGCUGCACUGUCACUGCCCUGCUCUCUGCCCAGCUUGGCAUGCCAUGGACCUCACACGUGAGCAUUGAUCCCUAAUGUAUCUAUGGCACACCGCUGACCCACAGUUCAAUGUUUUUCACUACAUUUGCCCUUAGAGAGAUGUUGCUUGUUUAUACAAUGUUUGUUUUUAGCUGUCUUGGAAUUAUGAAUUGUUUGAUCCAUAUAUACUUUGACUCAUUUGAGAAAAAUUUUGUCCUAAAAGUUGUAGUAUUGUAACUGUUGGCAGACAGUGUUUUCUUUUUGGCACACACUCAAUCAUGUCUCACCAAUAUUAACAUCAGCGUUGAAGUUAGUAAAUGUAUAAUUGACUCAAAUGCUACAGGUAGUAAUGAGCAAAGUCCCCAGACAUUCCUACACAUUAUGAUUAUACUUUGAUUGCAGAGCUGUUAAUAUGCAAUAGGUAUGAACAGUGUUAUACUGGUGUAUUUUUUUUUUGUAUCAGAAAAAAAUUUGACUUUAAAAGGAUCAAAUAUUAACAAAGUAGUGUAUAUAUAGUACAUUUCAUUUAAACAUUUCUAAAAGUGUGGCAAAUGCAUUCUUUGGAAGUAUGUUUUGAGUGAAUGUAAUAAUAAGAUAAGUUACUAUUCACCUUAUUGAAACUCAGCCCAAUAUUUAAAAAAAAUAUCCCAUGCUGCUGUCACAUCACUGUCACCAGAACACUUGUGCUGGUAAUAUAUGCAAAAGUAUUUGGACACCCUUUCAAAUUAGUGGAUUCGGCUGUUUCAGCCACACCCGUUGGUGACAGGUGUAUAAAAUCGAGCACAUAGACAAACAUUG